Messenger RNA from Closterium sp. Naga37s-1, 1701 nucleotides. NCBI's taxonomy places the organism in Eukaryota, Viridiplantae, Streptophyta, Zygnematophyceae, Desmidiales, Closteriaceae. The record is from the annotation of a GenBank genome assembly.
AUGGAGGCGGCGCUGCGCGACGGGGAGAACUGGCGGCCGACUCCCCAGGAGCAGCAGCAGCCGGCGCGGAGCCUGCAGCACGCGGAUGAUUCGCGGAUUAUUCGCGUGACUGCGGUUACCGUUGAUGGUGCAGUGACACUUCACCACAAACAAGUGCGAACAGCUCGAUUUCGAGUCGUGCCGUUGCCCGCGCCGCCAGCAGCAGCAGGCAACCAGACGUGGGAUGACUUUUAUCCGGAUGUUGCGGUAGUUCCGUGUCGCCCGAAGCGCAACUCGAUGGCGAGGGACGUGCGAUGGCUGCAGCUUCUGCUGUCGAUUGCGCGAUUCGCGAGUAAGUCCCAUCGUCCGUGGAUGCCCAUGGUCAUCGUGUCGUCGUGUCGCCCGCCGCUCAACCUCUUCCAUUGCAACUUCCUCGUGCAACAACCCGCCGCGCAAGCCGUUGCGCACGGCAUCGUGGGAGCGGGGCCGGAGGGCGACGUGUGGGUGUAUAAUGUGACGGCGGCCGACAUGCGCGAGCGCAUCCAACCCCCCGGGUCGUGCGCCAUGGCGCAACCCACUGGGGGCGCCGCAGGUGCGCUGCUAGAAACCACCCUCCCUUCUCUUGUACCGCAUCCCCCCUCCGCCGCACCCCCCCGCUUCGCGUUCGUGACGGUGCUGCACAGCAAGGACGACUACGUCUGCGGUGCAAUCGUGCUCGCGCAUGCCCUCCGCACGACCGGGCUCGCGCUGCCCCCCGCCCUCGUCGCGGGCUACAGCAGCGCCAAUUCCAGCGGAGGCGCGGCGCAGCCCGCGGAGGCGGAGCUGGUGGCGAUGGUGUCCGCAGAGCUGAGCGCGGACAGCCGGAAAGGGCUUGAGGCGGCGGGAUGGCGGAUUGUGGAGAUCGAGCGGGUGAGGAGCCCGUGGGCCAAGCCCGGUCAACACAGCGAGUACAACUUCAGGUGCACGCCCAUGUGCGGGUGUGUGGGUGGCGCCGUGGGAGAAAUGACAGGGAACAAUCUGCGGUUGUGGGGGCUGACAGAGUACAAGCGAAUCGUGCACAUAGACUCGGACUUCCUGCCUUUCCACUCCCUCUCGCACCUCUUCCUCUACCCGGAGCUCUCGGCGGGUGGCAACGACGACCACCGCUUCAAUGGAGGCAUGAUGGUCAUCGAGCCCUCGCUGUGCACGCAGGCGUUUCUCAUCGCCAACAUCCGCUACUUCGUGUCGUACAACCGCGGCUUCCAGGGCUUCAUAAACAACGCAUACCCCUGGUGGCACCGCCUGCCAGACUACACCAACGUCCUCAAGCACAAGCCCCUCCACGGGCACGUGUAUCCCGACGGGGGCCUGGCUGCCCAGAACGCUCUCUUUGCGUCGGACCCCCCGCUGAUGUCCACGAUUCAUUACCUUGGCCGGAAGCCUUGGGUGUGCUUCCGGGACUAUGACUGCAACCUGUCGGCGUCGCUGCAUGACCUCAAGUUUGUGAACGACGUUGCGUUCCGGCGGUGGUGGGCGGUGCACGAUGGGAUGGACGAGAGGCUGAAGCCGUGGUGCUGGAUGAGUGAGGAGCUGAAGCAGGUGAUCUGGAGAGGCAUGAAGAAGCGCAAGCAGGAUGGGGUUGAGCCAGAGCGAUGGAAUUAUACAAUUUCGGACCCGAGGAAAGACUUGGUGCUGCCGUGGAAGGUUAACCAAAGGACAUGGCCAGGAUGUUCAGAAAGCUGA